Messenger RNA from Laetiporus sulphureus 93-53, 1483 nucleotides. RefSeq lists its product as uncharacterized. NCBI's taxonomy places the organism in Eukaryota, Fungi, Basidiomycota, Agaricomycetes, Polyporales, Laetiporaceae. The coding region runs from base 312 to 1253 and encodes 313 amino acids. The transcript has 2 exons. The record is from RefSeq and is a predicted model, not a curated record.
GUGAGUGGGCUUGGCCUACAUAUUGCUCCUAGGCAACUCUCUUCCUCGUCACUCCUCGUCGACCUCAUCGUCAGUGCAGGAAAGGAGGCCAGGGCCGUUUUCUCACCGUCAUCUGCUCGCAUAAUAUGAGGCUAGUUUGGUCACGUAUCGUGUGAUCGCCCCAUGUCGAUGCAGGCCUCGUCGUCCUCCCCGCUCUCAGGCUUUCACGUUGCCGCCACCCGUCCUCGCACGCCUCUCAUGACCCUUUAAUGACCUCUAUGGUAGUCUGAGCAGCACUCAACCCCAUCUGACGCGUCACGGCUUCGCCCGCAAUGUCGAUGACCACGCCUAUGACGAUGUCUAUGCCUAUGUCCACGCUAACCACCACGAGCUACCCGAGUGCAUCUAUUUACCCCACCACUACCUCUUCAAGUGUCAACAACACUGCCACUGACGAUGGCGACAGCGAUAUGCCUGAGGGCAACCUUCCCUUCGUCUUUCUCCUCACCUUCGUCGGGGUGUUCCUUUUCUUCCUCGCGUGCGGCCUCGGAUCACGUCGUCUCUCAACUGAAAUACGGCGAAAUCUCGGUCUUUCUACUGGAGGGCAGAAUCUCUCGCAAACUCCUGUAAUAUGGGACGUUGUUCCCAGCAUGAAGACUGCACAGGAGGAAAAGUACAGAUGGUCGGACUUGGUGCCUCUCUCCGCGACGUACGUUCGUGAGCCCACGAAGCCUCCAUUAUUAGCAGGCACCACUACUGGCGAAGCUACCCUCAACGUCCGACCGAACAAUCGUUUGGUCGAUUACCUCCCUUCCGUUUCUCUAUAUCUGGCAUACCGUGAUAUACGGCGCGCUCGAGCCCUUGAGCCUGCCACUUCUCCAGAUUCGCAGUGCGUCAGGCCUCGCUCGCCUCCCAUCCGCGCGCUGCAAGUCUCCGCAUUGGUCGCAAUGCCCUCAUCGCAUCGAUCAUGCGCUUCUUCAGUGCGUCGGAGCAUUCACUCGGAAUCCACAAGCAGUGUAAAAGGCACGAUUUUGCCUCAGCUGACAUACAAUUCCGGCGCACCACUCGCGAGAUACAGCACGGAUCAGCAGAAAGACGGAGGCAAAGAGAGCAUUAUGCAGAUCGAGCAUCCUACGCCUGCCACUUCGCUGGACUCCGACCCUAUCCUUGGAGAGUACGCUAUUGGAGUUGCUCAGGUGCCUUGGCAUGUGGAAGACGACUGGCACGCCGAAGACGACGGGCAUGCGGAGGUCUACAGGCGCGAUAUGCCCUGAUCGUUCUUGAUGGCUUCCUUAAUGACGCUGCAUCAUGUGCUUCUCGCAAGCGGUUCACGACCCUGGUACGAUCACAUACAGGACAAUGUCCGCUGUCGUUGAAUUUUAGACUGUAUUGUACGAGUGACCCCGUGUAUUGCUUCACGCUGAUCUGUGGGACUAAUAGGUUCUAUGUAUCAAUUGUGUACAAUUAUUUGCUCGUUCUGAACUUGCUGCGCACGACUUCUCCG